ACCUGAAUACAUCCAUGAUCUGGACCCCCAGAUCGGUGUUCGAUUGUUGUGGUCUGAGUGUGAAGCGGCAGCGUGAGGAAGACAACACAGCUUAGCUUGAUAACUGUGAGGGUCGCCAGUGCAGUUUACAGAGCUCCGUGUCACCACCGGCCGCCGGUCAUGGGUUUGACCAAGCAGUACCUGCGCUACGCUGCCACUGCCGUGUUUGGAGUGAUCGGCAGCCAGAAGGCCAACAUCACGUACGUGACCCUGCGAGGAGGGGAGAAGGGCCGCUUCGUGGCCGUGGCCGCGUGUGAGCACGUCUUCAUCUGGGAUGUCCGAAAAGCCGAGAAGGUCCUGAUCCUGCGGGGCCUGAAACACGAGGUGAGCUUCCUCUGCCCCUCUCCCGAUGGCGUCCACAUCGCCGUGGGCUACGAGGACGGUGCCGUGAAAAUCUUCAGCCUGCUGAACGGGGAAAGUAACGUCUCCUUCAACGGCCACAAGUCUGGUGUCACCGUGAUGAAGUACGAUGCGCUCGGGGCGCGGCUUGUGACCGGCUCCAAGGACACAGAUGUGAUCGUGUGGGACAUCAUCAACGAGUGUGGGCUGUACAGGCUGAAGGGCCAUAAAGACGCUGUCACGCAGGCCUUGUUCCUGAAGGGGAAAAACCUCCUCGUCACAAGCUCCAAGGACAGUUUUGUGAAGUGGUGGGACUUGGACACGCAGCACUGCUUCAAGACCAUGGUGGGCCAUCGCAGCGAGGUGUGGGGCUUGGUGCUGCUGAAUCAGGAGAAGCGGCUGCUGACGGGGUCGGCUGACAGCGAGCUCCGGGCCUGGGACAUCAGAUACCUGGAGGAGGAAAAGGCCGAGGGCGAGCCCAAGGAGAAGAGGGGGAAAACUCUGCUGGAGGAUGAUGCUGACGAAGAUGAGGAGCAAGGAGAGGAUGAGAGUCUUGAAGAGCGCAUGUUGAGCUGCAAGAAGGCCGGCUCCAUCCUGCGGGAAGCCAGGGACCGCGUGGUGUCGCUGACAGCCGACGCCAGGGCCCGGACCAUCGCCUGCCACGGCAACGAUUCGAUACUGGAACUCUUCACCGUGCAGUCAGAGAAGGAGGUGCAGACAAAAAUGAGCAAGAAGCUGAAGAAAGCCAAGAAGAGAGCGGCCAAAGCCCAGGAAGACGCAGGGGAGCAGACGGAGGAGCAGACGGAGGAGCCGGUGGUGGAGAGGACGCUGGAGGACGAGAUCAUCAGACUGACCAACAUCAGAGCUUCUGCUAAGAUCAGGUCGGUGGACUGCCUGUCGUGUGCCGGCGGCGAGCUGAAGGUGGCCCUGCUGCUGCAGAACAACACCGUGGAGACCUACAGCCUGAAGACGUCAGACAAGACCCCCACGGCCAAUAAGACGGCCCGCCUGACGCUGGGCGGCCACCGCACCGACGUCCGCACGCUGGCCUUCAGCUCGGACAACCUGGCCGUCCUCUCCGCCUCCGGGGACACGGUCAAAGUGUGGAACAGGUCCACGCUGCAGGUGAUCCGCACCAUGGCCUGUGAAUACGCACUCUGCUCGAUGUUCGUGCCCGGAGACCGGCAGAUCAUCCUGGGAACCAAGAGUGGGAAGCUGCAGAUCUUCGAGCUGGCCUCCGGGAGCCUCCUGGAAACGCUAGACGCCCACCACGGAGCCCUGUGGUCCCUCUGCCUGGCCCCAGACCAGAGAGGGAUUGUCACCGGAGGUGCAGAUAAGACGGUGAAGUUCUGGGAGUUUGAGCUGGUGAAGGACGAGAGGAGCGGUCAGAAGAGGCUCAGCAUGAAGCACACGCGCACGCUGCAGCUGGAGGAGGACGUGCUGUGUGUCAAGAUCUCGCCCAAUCACCGGCUGCUGGCCGUCUCCCUGCUGGACUGCACCGUCAAGCUCUUCCACACCGACACGCUCAAGUUCUUCCUGUCUCUGUAUGGACACAAGCUGCCCGUCCUCUGUCUGGACAUCGCCCACGACAGCUCCAUCAUCGCCACCGGCUCGGCCGACAGGAACGUGAAGAUCUGGGGCCUGGACUUCGGCGACUGCCACCGCUCCAUGUUUGCUCACGACGACAGCGUCAUGUUCCUGCAGUUUGUCCCCAAGACUCAUCUGUUCUUCACAGCAGGGAAGGAUAGGAAGAUCAAACAGUGGGAUGCUGACAAGUUUGUGCACAUCCAGACACUGGAGGGUCACCACCGGGAGGUGUGGUGUCUGGGCAUCAGCCCCAACGGAGACCACAUCGUGUCUUCCUCUCACGACAAGUCCCUGCGUCUGUGGGAGCGGACCCGGGAGCCCGUCAUCCUGGAGGAGGAGCGGGAGAUGGAGAGGGAAGCAGAGUUUGAGGAGAGCAUGGCCAAAGGAGACGCACCGGUGGUACCUGGAGAGACGGAAGGAGAGGCGGCUCCUGCCGGCAAGAAGACCAUCGAGACGGUCAAAUCUGCAGAGCGAAUCAUGGAGGCUCUGGAGCUUUACAAGGACGAGGCCAGGAAGAUGGAGGAGCACAAGUACGCCUGCGAGAGAGCCGACAAAGAGCUCCCUCCCCCGAAGCCCAACCCCAUUCUAGUGGCGUUUGGAAAUAUCUCGCCGCCUCGCUACGUGUUAGAGGUCAUAAAGAAGGUCAGAUCGAGCGAGCUGGAGGUUUCCCUGCUGGUGCUGCCGUUCCCUUACGUCCCUGAGCUGCUGAAACUCUUCAGCAGCUUCAUCCAGCAGGGCCUGGAGGUGGAGCUCGUCUGCCGCUGCCUGUUCUUCCUCCUCAAGAUCCACUUCGGGCAGAUCACCAGUAACCAGAUGCUGGUGUCCGUCAUGGACGAGCUGCGGACGAACACGCUCUCCAAAGUCCGCGGCAUCAGAGACGUGAUGGGCUUCAACAGCGCCGGCCUGCAGUUCCUCCAGCGGGAGAUCGAGAGCAAAGAAGACGUGAUGUUCUUCGCUGAAGCAACCGGGCAACUGAAAGACAAGAAGAGGAGGAAGAAGAAGAGAGAGAAGGCCGUCCUGACCAUUGCUUAAUCUACGAUGAACAUUUUUUUUUAAAUAUUUUUUGAGUCAAACCCCACCUGCCAUCUCUCCAUCUUUAUGUGACUAUCACACCUGGUGGAUUCCACUUGGGGCUCUUGUACGUUCCCACAUCCCGAUGUACCCCGCUGUUAAUCACUGACUCGUGUUAUUUUUCAAAUAAACGCUCUGAGGUUU
Messenger RNA from Cololabis saira (Pacific saury), 3180 nucleotides. It is a transcript of the gene wdr3, whose product is annotated as WD repeat domain 3. Gene Ontology annotation, biological process: maturation of SSU-rRNA. Gene Ontology annotation, molecular function: snoRNA binding; protein binding. Gene Ontology annotation, cellular component: Pwp2p-containing subcomplex of 90S preribosome; small-subunit processome. The record is from RefSeq and is a predicted model, not a curated record. Bases 160 to 2997 code for a protein of 945 amino acids. The transcript is spliced from 27 exons. NCBI's taxonomy places the organism in Eukaryota, Metazoa, Chordata, Actinopteri, Beloniformes, Belonidae.